Messenger RNA from Alternaria arbusti, 393 nucleotides. RefSeq lists its product as uncharacterized. The record is from RefSeq and is a predicted model, not a curated record. The transcript has 2 exons. Bases 1 to 393 code for a protein of 130 amino acids. NCBI's taxonomy places the organism in Eukaryota, Fungi, Ascomycota, Dothideomycetes, Pleosporales, Pleosporaceae.
AUGAAGUUCAAGAAAUGGCUUCGAGAGAUACUCACGGAUGUUCACUACAGAGAGCUUGACCCCAAUUUCGAGAUCGACAAGCUGGCGACCCAUGCUUCAGAAACCCCAGCCAUGAGAUCGCUCAUGAAAGACUUCGAUGUGAAGAAGAAACAUUUCACGGUGGCGUCGCCCGAUUACCAACUAGAGCUUCCAUUUCCAUUGGAAAACCUCGAUAUUCCAGGUGUGAAACAAGGCCUUCUCACUAUCAAGAGGCAAGACAUGGAGUCAUUCUUCGACGCGUCAAUCGAGCGGAUCGUCAGAAUGAUCAAGGGUCACGUCAAGAGGAUUCGAGAACAGUGCCACAACCGCCCCAAGGUAAAGAAGUCUCCCCGCCGUCGCGGUGAAGGACACUAA